AUGAGUCUAAACACUGAAAGAGAUGAUUCAUUCCCUGUAAUUAAUGAUUAUGAAGAGUUCCUGAAAAAGUCAAAAACUCACUUUGAAAAUACCUUCAACAAGAAAGUAUCGACCACCAUGUCUAUUGAAGAAUUCAGUUGUAUAAGAACUCUAGGCACUGGUUCAUUUGGCCGUGUCAUGCUUGUCAGACAUAAGGGAUCUGGAAGUUAUUAUGCUAUUAAAAUUCUGGAUAAAUCAAGAAUCGUUAAACUAAGACAAAUAGAACAUACAUUAAAUGAGAAGAAGAUACUCCAGGCUCUCCGAUUCCCUUUUAUAGUUUACCUAGAAUAUUCUUUUAUGGAUAGUAAUUAUAUUUAUUUUGCAAUGCCAUUUGUUUCUGGUGGUGAAAUGUUCUCUCUUCUCCGAAAGAGUGGAAAAUUUGAAGAAACACAGUCAAAAUUCUAUGCAGCGCAGGUAGUUUUGGCUUUAGAAUACAUGCAUUAUCUUGAUAUUAUUUAUCGUGACCUAAAACCAGAAAACAUUUUAAUAGACAGAUUUGGCUACUUAAAAGUUACAGACCUUGGUUUCUGCAAAGUUAUAAGUUCUAGAACAUGGACACUUUGUGGCACACCAGAAUACAUAGCUCCUGAAAUUAUUUUAAGUAAGGGAUAUGGCAUGGCUGUUGACUGGUGGUCCUUUGGUGUUCUUGUAUAUGAAAUGACUGCUGGCUUUCCACCUUUCUAUGCCAAGGAGCCAAUGAAGAUUUAUGAGAAAAUACUAUCGGGCAAGUAUCGAAAUGCACCUUCUUUUGGUAGUGACAUUAAAGACCUUAUAAAAAACUUGCUUCAGGUUGAUGUUACCAGAAGGUUUGGUAAUCUUAAAAAUGGUGUCGAUGACAUUAAGAAUCACAGAUGGUUCAAUAGUAUUAACUGGAUGGAAAUCUUAAACAGAGAAAUCAAACCCCCAUAUGUACCAUCUUUAAAAUCUUCUGGGGAUUCAAGCAACUUUGACCAAUAUAGAGAGGAGCCUCUGAAGCAGUCGGGGACAGACAGAUAUGCAAGAGAGUUUAGAGAUUUCUAA
Molecule: messenger RNA, 1059 nt
Organism: Schistocerca serialis cubense
Lineage: Eukaryota; Metazoa; Arthropoda; Insecta; Orthoptera; Acrididae
Product: cAMP-dependent protein kinase catalytic subunit 1-like
Exons: 1
Coding region: 1-1059 (352 amino acids)
Biological process (GO): peptidyl-serine phosphorylation
Cellular component (GO): nucleus; cAMP-dependent protein kinase complex
Molecular function (GO): cAMP-dependent protein kinase activity; ATP binding
Source: RefSeq, a predicted model, not a curated record